This is a messenger RNA of Magnolia sinica, 1478 nucleotides long. RefSeq names its product UDP-glucose 4-epimerase GEPI48-like. NCBI's taxonomy places the organism in Eukaryota, Viridiplantae, Streptophyta, Magnoliopsida, Magnoliales, Magnoliaceae. Gene Ontology annotation, biological process: rRNA processing; galactose metabolic process. The transcript has 9 exons. Bases 49 to 1233 code for a protein of 394 amino acids. Gene Ontology annotation, cellular component: cytosol. The record is from RefSeq and is a predicted model, not a curated record. Gene Ontology annotation, molecular function: UDP-glucose 4-epimerase activity; RNA binding.
AUCUCAUAAUCUACAUUUUAAUUAUUAAUUUUAAAUAAAUAUAUUUCUAUGUUAUUGGAUCGCUACUCACCAACUGGUGGUUGCGUGAGAAGAUCCAGACAUAAAAUCCCCCUCUUCUUCAGAUCUCGGAUUUCACUUCGUUUCUACCCCUUUCAUUUCUCUGCAACUCUUUCUCUCUCAGCCAUGACGAAGAACAUCUUAGUUACGGGCGGAGCUGGAUACAUCGGCAGCCACACGGUUCUUCAGCUUCUGCUCGGAGGAUUCAAGGCAGUCGUCGUCGAUAAUCUCGACAACUCCUCCGAUAUCGCCAUCAAAAGAGUCACCGAACUUGCCGGGGAGUUCGGAAAGAACCUCAUCUUCCAUCAGGUUGAUCUUCGGGACAAAGAAGCCUUGGACAAAAUCUUUGCUUCGUCAACUUUCGACGCUGUCAUUCACUUUGCUGGUUUGAAAGCUGUUGGUGAAAGUGUCCAGAAACCACUGCUUUACUAUAAUAACAACAUUAUUGGCACAAUAAAUCUUUUGGAAGUCAUGGCUGCCCAUGGGUGCAAAAAGCUAGUAUUUUCAUCCUCAGCUACUGUUUAUGGAUGGCCAAAGGAGGUUCCCUGUACAGAAGAUUUCCCACUAUGUGCAACAAAUCCGUAUGGGCGGACCAAGCUUUUUAUUGAAGAGAUCUGCCGUGAUAUCUUCCGUUCAGACUCUGACUGGAAGAUCAUACUACUCAGAUAUUUCAAUCCAGUUGGAGCUCAUCCCAGUGGUGAUAUUGGCGAGGAUCCUCGUGGAAUUCCAAACAAUCUUAUGCCCUUUGUACAGCAAGUUGCUGUAGGCAGGAGGCCUGCACUAACAGUGUUUGGGAAUGACUAUUCAACAAAGGAUGGUACUGGGGUGCGGGAUUACAUCCAUGUUGUUGACUUGUCAGAUGGACAUAUUGCUGCACUGCGCAAGCUAUUUGAAGGUUCCAAUAUCGGUUGUGAAGUGUACAACUUAGGAACUGGAAAGGGAACUUCUGUCUUGGAAAUGGUGGCUGCAUUUGAGAAGGCCUCUGGCAAGAAAAUCCCUCUUGUUAUGGCUGGAAGGCGACCCGGUGAUGCAGAAAUUGUUUAUGGUUCAACUGACAAAGCAGAGCGCGAGCUCAACUGGAAAGCGAAGUAUGGAAUUGACGAGAUGUGCCGGGAUCAGUGGAAUUGGGCCAGCAAGAACCCCUAUGGCUACGGUUCACCUGACUCUGCCAAUUGAUAGUCCGAUUACCAUCUCCCCUCUUACCACCUGAUCUUCCACUCUUUCUUCCCACAAUGGUGUUUCCUUCACCACCCUCCGAUUAGAAUUCAGUGUGGUGUGCGCCCCAUCUCUUCGACCUAUUGUAGAAAUGUGGCUGGGUUGGAGUUGGUUGAUUAGCUAGAUACAUCUGUGCCUGGCUGAGCUGGCUUUUAUUUUUAACUUACUAUUAUAUAAGUAAUAAUGAUGGAGCGUCAUGUUAGGUA